This is a messenger RNA of Kickxella alabastrina, 1950 nucleotides long. RefSeq lists its product as uncharacterized. Lineage: Eukaryota; Fungi; Kickxellomycota; Kickxellomycetes; Kickxellales; Kickxellaceae. Gene Ontology annotation, molecular function: 3-deoxy-7-phosphoheptulonate synthase activity. The transcript has a single exon. The coding region runs from base 433 to 1539 and encodes 368 amino acids. The record is from RefSeq and is a predicted model, not a curated record. Gene Ontology annotation, biological process: aromatic amino acid biosynthetic process. Gene Ontology annotation, cellular component: cytoplasm.
UUUUUUUAGCGCUGGGAAUUUAUUUUUUCUCUUUAUUUUAGGUGACGCAUUAUCGGGAUCAGCGAUAUGUGGUCACCCCCCGUUUUGCAAACGCCCCCAAUAAUUAGGACUUUCGGCCAGGUGUGACUCAAAUGGUUCAGCCUCUUGCCGUCAGCGCUCUGUUUAGGCAGGUCGAUGCGCCUCUAUAGCAGUGAUAAAAAUUUUUAUAAAGGGGUGCCAGCUCCGAAUACCUCCGAAACAAGAAACGUAAUCCAAAGCAAACAUUCCUUGCGAGCUCAAAAAAUUACAAUUCUUCCUCCGCCUUUAUUGGCAGGCCCGCUCGCUCACCCGUUUCCACAUCUCUCAUCUCUGCUUCUGAUUGUUUUCCAUCUUUUUUGUGUACUAUAUUACAUACCUUAAAAAACCCACACAUACAUAAUAGCCCAUUCAGCCAUGGCAUCCACCUCUUCCGCAUUCCACAAGGCCGGCGAUGACCUCCGCAUCGCUGGUUACGACCCUCUUAUCCCUCCCAACAUUCUGCAGAUGGAGCACCCUCUGAGCGCGCGGUCCGAGGACGUGAUCGCCAGCGGCCGUAAGCAGGCCUCAGACAUUCUGCGCCGCAAGGACGACCGGCUGAUUGUUGUUGUCGGCCCCUGCUCCAUCCAUGAUCCCGAGGCUGCUCUGGACUACUGCAAGAAUCUGAUUGUCCUGGCCGACGAGCUGAAGGACGACCUGUGCAUCAUCAUGCGCGUGUACUUUGAGAAGCCCCGCACGACCGUCGGAUGGAAGGGUCUGAUUAACGACCCCGACCUCAACGAUACUUUCCAGAUUAACAAGGGCCUGCACGUCGCGCGCGAUCUUCUGUGCAAGAUCACCGACUUGGGCAUGCCCGCCGGCUGCGAGCUCCUGGACACCAUCUCACCGCAAUUCUUGGGCGAUCUGUUCUCGUGGGGCGCCAUUGGUGCGCGCACCACUGAGUCGCAACUCCACCGCGAGCUGGCUUCCGGCGUGUCGUUCCCUGUGGGUUUCAAGAACGGUACCGAUGGCAAUGCCACCAUUGCGGUCGACGCUAUCCGCUCGGCCAGCCACCCCCACCAUUUCUUGGGUGUCACCAAGAGCGGUCUGGCUGCCAUCACCGUUACCCGCGGAAACCCCAUGUGCCAUAUCAUUCUUCGUGGCGGCAACAGCGGACCCAACUACGAGUCCCAGUGGGUUUCCAAGAUCUCCGAGCAGAUCAAGAAGGCCAAGGUCGUCGACAACAUCAUGAUUGACUGCAGCCACGGCAACUCGAGCAAGGACCACCGUAACCAGCCCAAGGUCUCCAGCGACAUCUCCAAGCAGGUUGCUGCUGGCAACCAGUCCAUUAUCGGUGUCAUGAUCGAGAGCAACAUCAACGAGGGCCGCCAGGAUAUCCCCUUGGAGGAGAACGGUGGCUCCAAGGCCCUCAAGUACGGCCAGAGCAUCACCGAUGCUUGCGUCAACUGGGAGCAGACCAUCCCGAUGCUCCAGGAGCUUGCCCAGGCUGUGCGCGACAGACGCAGCGCUGCUGCCUCGAACUAGAUUUCUCCCCUUUUUUGUUUGUGAAAGUGCAUCGACUGAUUUGCGUGAUCUUAAUUUUGUACUGACCUUAAUUUUGUACUGUCAUGUGAAAAUACCAGUUUCUGUAUCAAACAGGUAUGAUAGCGACAAUCCAAACAUUUUUAUGCUUAUUCAAAACCCAUUUUCGAUUUAUUUGUUAUGCAAGUAAGAAAUAGUAUUGAAUUGGAUUCAAGUCAUAAUAUUACAUUUUAAAAGCUGUAAGCAUAUAGACAACAGUGGAUAUAUGGAAUGGGGGAAUGUUGGAUAUUUGGGAACGAUCGCCGGCCAGCAAUUCGCAGAGCGGUGGCGAGUGGCAAAAACCUCAACAAUUGUUGGUGUUUCAAAAGAGAAAAGUCGACGGUGGAAAAUUUAAAACAAUGAAUUUUUCCCUUG